Gaeumannomyces tritici R3-111a-1 is the source of this 669-nucleotide messenger RNA. RefSeq lists its product as hypothetical. The transcript has 2 exons. Lineage: Eukaryota; Fungi; Ascomycota; Sordariomycetes; Magnaporthales; Magnaporthaceae. The record is from RefSeq and is a predicted model, not a curated record. Bases 1 to 669 code for a protein of 222 amino acids.
AUGGGCGUCGAGAGGGCGAGGCAAGUUCGGGCUCAGGUCAUUGCUCUGAGGAGGGCAAGAGCGAGAACACGGCAAGGCGCCAGGCAAAGCAGGGAGACCAAACUGGAGGGCGACAAGGCAGGCACGGCAGACACGACAGGUGAUGGGGCUUGGGCUAAAGCGUGGAACCGGACGAGGCUCGAUCGGUCGGCGUUUCGGGAUGGUAGGGCAGGGUUGGCUGGCGGGCGGGCGCUGGUCAAUUCAAUUGAGACCAGACGGUACCACCUCACUACCUCCAUCAAGGGGUCCUGCCCUCCGCCUACCCCUUCUUUACCGGUUUCGAGUGCAGGUAGCACUGACCCUGAUACACAAACUUAUUCGUCCACUCCCCAAUCAAGUGCAAAGACCGAGGGCGUGAGCAGAUGCGCUCCUUUCGAAUCUUCUAGCCAUGAGCUGGCGUCGGCCGCUGGAGAAAAAGCAAACAGCAAGACCUUGGGGGCUGUUACUCCUUACACGGGGUCUGGAGCAGGGCAUAAUAACCCGAGCAGUUCUCAGGUUGGCGGCAUACACAUGACGGCGCGCGACACGCUGGUUGGCUCGGUGCGCCGGCUGACCAGGAUUGUCUGGAAGCGUGCGACGGUGCCGGAACUCGAGGCCAAAACGCUACGUGGUAGGAUCUGGGCUUCAUGA